UCCACACCGUUGCGUAGGAUUCUGUUCUUCCUUUCUUCCUUUCUUCCUUCUGCUCUUCGAAUACUUUAAAGCACUAAAGGACUACUUAGAUAGAGGUCGGAGAGAUUUGAUGAGAAAGAUUGGAAAUCUGUAAUACCCUAUUCGAAGAUGAUCCAUCUCUACAUGGAAGCGUAACAAAUUCAUUACUUCUAUUAAUCACUAGUUGUCUCCUAUCCUUUUCAUUUUCUUUUGAGGGAUAAUUCUUAUCUGACUUCAUGUGUCAGUCAAGUGAAUUUGGAGUCCAAGCAAUAUACAGAAAACCUUUUGGUCUCUGUUUUUUGGUAUCCAUCUGGAAUGCUACCUUCAAUUUCAGAACAUGCCAAACACUUGUUCUCGUUCUAACAUUUUUCUCAUAUGCUAGUUACCAUGCCACUAGAAAAACCACAAGCAUCGUUAAAAGUGUGCUUGAUCCCAAGAAAGCAGAAUCAGGCUUUAUACCAUGGCCAAUUCCUAACAGUAUUCACUUGUUUUAUAGUCAACACUGGAAACCACUGCAGACCAGUGGUUGGGCUCCUUUCAACAGUCCAAGUGGUACAGAAAUGCUUGGAGUGAUUGACGUUGCUUUCCUUUCAGUAUACUCAUUGGGCAUGUUUUUUGCUGGACAUUUAGGAGAUCGUUUGAAUUUGCGAUUGCUUCUUACGAUAGGAAUGGUCGGGACUGGCUUUUUCACUGCUCUUUUUGGUGUUGGUUACUGGUUAAAUGUGCAUAGCUUCUACUAUUACUUGUUAGUUCAGAUAUUUGCUGGUUUGUUUCAAUCUACCGGAUGGCCUUCAGUUGUAGCUGUCGUUGUUAAGUGGUUUGGGAAGAGGAAGAGGGGGUUGAUCAUGGGAAUAUGGAAUGCACAUACAUCAGUUGGUAAUAUUUCUGGCUCCCUGAUUGCUUCUGCUUUGUUAACUUAUGGGUGGGGCUGGUCUUUUGCCGUUCCUGGCCUUCUUAUAUCAGCCGUUGGGCUGACUGUAUUUCUUUUCUUGCCCGAGAGUCCUGAGGCAGUUGGAAUAGAUAAAAAUGAUGCACUGUUGAUGCCUAGCAGGACUGGAAAUGAUGAGCCUCUUCUUGAAGGAAAAGAAGAAAAGAUUAAGGACCAAGCAGUGGGAUUCAUUGAGGCAUGGGGGAUACCUGGAGUUGCUCCAUUUGCAUUUUGUCUUUUCUUCUCAAAAUUGGUUGCUUAUACUUUUCUCUAUUGGCUUCCAUUCUACAUCAGUCACACAGGUACUAGAUGA
Dendrobium catenatum is the source of this 1259-nucleotide messenger RNA. RefSeq names its product putative glycerol-3-phosphate transporter 1. The coding region runs from base 255 to 1259 and encodes 334 amino acids. The record is from RefSeq and is a predicted model, not a curated record. NCBI's taxonomy places the organism in Eukaryota, Viridiplantae, Streptophyta, Magnoliopsida, Asparagales, Orchidaceae. Gene Ontology annotation, biological process: transmembrane transport; phosphate ion homeostasis. Gene Ontology annotation, molecular function: transmembrane transporter activity. The transcript has 2 exons.